AUGAGCCUGCCUCUGAUCCUCCCGCCCAUCAUUCUAGGCGGUGCCGGCUUUAGCCAUCAAGUUUAUCGGAAUCCCAACGCAGCCCAGGCACUACAAGUUCUCAAACGCGCAUUAGAACUCGGGCUACGAGCUAUCGACACAUCAGCAUACUACCAUCCCUCAGAAAUUCUCCUCGGCGAAGCGCUCUCCCACCCAGACAUCACCAAUCUCUACACACGCGACCAAUAUGUCCUCAUGACCAAAGUCGGGCGCAUCGCCGCCGACAAAUUCGACUAUUCUCCCACCUGGGUCAGAAGCUCGGUAUUUCGAUCAUUGCAGCGACUGCGAACUGACUAUCUCGACGUCGUUUUCUGCCAUGAUGUCGAAUUCGUCCCUGAGGACGAAGUCAUCGAAGCUGUCGGCGUGCUCUUCCAGAUGGCUGGAGAAGGCCAUAUCAGACAUGUCGGUAUAUCGGGGUAUCGCACCGAUAUCCUCAUGCGCCUUGCCCAUCGCGUCCGAGAAGAAUUCUCCCGGCCUCUGGACAUUGCACAAAAUUGGGCUCAGUUGACGUUACAAAAUGAUGGACUUGCGGAAGAUCUGGAUGAGUUCAAGAAGGCGGGCGUCUCAUGCAUCUGCAGCUCAAGUCCAUUGGCCAUUGGUCUACUCCGCACGAAUGGUGUACCUGUCGGAGACUUGGGCGACUUUCAUCCAGCGCCGCAGGGGCUACGAAUCGCGUCGAAGCUGGCGGCUGAUUAUGUUGCGGCGAAAGGGGACGAUCUUGCUGCACUCGCACUACGUUAUUCUAUCCGUCGUGCGCAAUCUUUGUCGAGUCCUGAUUUUCGCGUGACGACGAUUAUGGGGAUCACGACUAUUGCGGAGCUGGAAGAUAACCUCGCGACGGCAAGACAGGUCCUUCCAGUCACUGAGUCACAGUGGCGCUGGGUUGCAGAAGCUGGCCCCUCUACAGAUGCUGUUUCAAGUCAGGUCAAGAAGGAUGAAGAGUUGAGUGCGGGUGUGAAGGACAUUUUGGGCCCUUGGUAUGGAUAUUGUUUUCCCAGUCCAGGAGACGGCUGGGACGUGGCUACUAAAAUGCCCGUCCCAUCGAGGAUUUGA
Molecule: messenger RNA, 1092 nt
Organism: Penicillium argentinense
Lineage: Eukaryota; Fungi; Ascomycota; Eurotiomycetes; Eurotiales; Aspergillaceae
Exons: 1
Coding region: 1-1092 (363 amino acids)
Biological process (GO): dehydro-D-arabinono-1,4-lactone biosynthetic process
Cellular component (GO): cytosol
Molecular function (GO): D-arabinose 1-dehydrogenase [NAD(P)+] activity
Source: RefSeq, a predicted model, not a curated record